CAGCCAAUGAAAAGCGCCACACAAAAAGAGCAGCAGCGAGUUAUCUCCAGCGCUAUGCGCCUUAUCGGCCCGUGUGCGUGUCUGUUGACAUAUAUGGAGGAAACAACCGUCACGCAGCCGCCUGACAAUUCCCUCCCAAAAUAAUCUGAACGCAGCUGAGCAGCUGCGCGCCGCCGCCGCCGAGGACGCGCUGCGAUCAGGGGGCGACAAACAGACGAUAUAAUGACGAAAUUCAGAUAUUCGGACUAUUUAUCGCAGUUCCGAAGCCCAGGACGAAAAUCGUACGACGUUGUGUCGCGACUGAGAGAAGAUAGCUGGAGGAGAGACGGAACCACAGAGCCGGAGGAUGCUGAUCCGGUCAUCUGGGCCAUCAGGAGAGGGGAUGUGAAGGAACUUCAGGAUCUGGCAACAUCCUCACCUGUCAGCUUGUUGAAGGAGAACAAAGAUGGAUGGAUACCUGUGCAUGAUGCUGCCUUCUGUGGACAGACAGAGUGCUUGAAGAUCAUUCUGAAGGCCCACCCAGGUUUAGUGGACAAACGGACACUGCAGGAGCAGACGUCUCUGCUGCUCGCCGUGUCCUGUGGACACCUGCCUUGUGUUCGAUGCCUCCUGGAGUCAGGAGCUGACCCUGACAUCUCCAACAACAACAGGGAGACCGCUUUAUACAAAGCAUGUGAACUGGAGAAUGUGGAGAUGGUCAGCCUCCUUCUAUCCUACGGCGCCACUGUGAACCAGCGGUGUGCUCAGGGCUGGACAGCUCUCCAUGAAGCUGUGGCUCGAGAUAACACAGAGAUUUGUGACAUCCUGGUAGGGGCAGGGGCCAUGCUCAAUCCAGCUCACACGUACAGCAUCCCACCUCUAAAUGUAGCAGCUCAGAAAGGACACAUGAGGGCACUGUGUUACCUUAUUGACAAAGGUGCCAAUGUGAACAUGCAGACGUGUGAUGGCAUCACCGCUCUGCAUGAGGCUGCUGAAAAUGGCCACAACGUAGUCGUACAUGCAUUGCUUUCUAAACAUGCAGAUGCUAACAAACCUGCAAACUCUGGACUCCUACCUCUGCAUAUUGCUGCAAAAUAUGGCCACCAUGAAAUUGUGUCCCAGCUCGUCUCAGUUACAAGUCGUGCCAAGCUGCGGCACAGCUGGAUCAGCCCGCUCCACCUGGCAGCAGAGCACAACAGGCACGCGGCGGCAGCUGUGCUGCUGAAGGCAGGUGCAGAUGUUAAUGACACGUUGGCACACAGUCACGCCGUCCAGUACUCCGAUCGACGGGCCACGGCGCUCUAUUUUGCUGUCGCUAACGGGAGCACCAAAACAGCUGAGCUGCUGUUAAACGCUGGUGCCAGCCUGAGCCUGGACCCCGUCAGCCCGCUUCUCAUGGCCGCACGUCAGGGCUGUGUGAGGAGCGUGGCCUUACUGCUGGAGCGAGGAGCAGACCUGGAUGCCAAGAUACCAUCUUAUUCCACCACAUUCCCUGCUGUUGUUGCUCUUUGCAUGGAUAACCUCCCUCUUCUGAGGUGCCUUUUGAACCACGGCUGUGAUGCACUUUCGUGUUUUUACUGCACGUAUGGCCGUGAUCCUCAUCCACCUCCAGACAGUAACUGCAAUAUUUUGCUAAAUGAAAGCACGGCUCUUAUGAACUGCAAUGAAUCACCAGAAAGGACAAUCCAGUUCUGUGAGUGGAUCUCCACCCCGCUGAUGUGUGAGUGGGCAGGACCCGUGCUAGACCUCCUGCUGGAGCACGUGGGGCAAGUUCAGCUUUGCAGCAAGCUCACUGAGCUACUGGACAGCAGGGAGAAGUGGCAUGAUGUCAAGAGGAAGUUAUUGUCACCGCGUCCACUGUUCCACCUGUGCAGGUUAAGGAUCCGGAGGCAGAUUGGCAAAAACAGACUGAGAUCCAUCACAGGCUUACCUCUGCCAGACAGACUGAUCAGAUACUUGAGCCUGAAUGACUGACUCAAAGAUAACCAUCUCACAACAACGUCCUCAGAGACAAAAGAAUGUUUUUUCUUUUAUGAUUUGACAUCUUUAUUCUGUAAAAUUGUAUUUUUAUUUAUAACUAUCUAUUUAUGGAUGUGAUCUGACAAUAUGGCUCUUUAAUAUGUCAAUUAUUCUCCUUUUUUAAAAGAAAUCUUUAAAAAGUUAUUCAGAAAAGGAA
Molecule: messenger RNA, 2155 nt
Organism: Oryzias melastigma (Indian medaka)
Lineage: Eukaryota; Metazoa; Chordata; Actinopteri; Beloniformes; Adrianichthyidae
Product: ankyrin repeat and SOCS box protein 2
Exons: 8
Coding region: 223-1953 (576 amino acids)
Biological process (GO): intracellular signal transduction
Molecular function (GO): protein binding
Source: RefSeq, a predicted model, not a curated record